This is a messenger RNA of Pocillopora damicornis (cauliflower coral), 2498 nucleotides long. RefSeq lists its product as uncharacterized. The record is from RefSeq and is a predicted model, not a curated record. NCBI's taxonomy places the organism in Eukaryota, Metazoa, Cnidaria, Anthozoa, Scleractinia, Pocilloporidae.
UUAGUCAGAAGCUGGAAAUAACCAGAAACGGGAUUAAAACUGAUUCUCCUGGACGGAUGGAUGAUUCAGAAGUCAGAAAUGAAGCCACCUCUAGUGAUAUAGCAUUUGAACAGGCUCCUGUCACUGAAAUCCACAUACAGUCAAUAUGUGGUAAAGUGGGCACAGAAUGGAGAGAUCUGGGUACAGUCUUACGGCUUGAAUCAGCGUUGAUGAAUAUUAUUGAGGCUGAUCUCAGCGAAUGCCGUGAAAGGGCACGGAAAGUGCUUCAAAAGUGGAAACAAAAAAACGGAAAUAGAGCAACAGUUGGAAUCCUUAUAAAUGCUCUUAACGAGAUAAAUAGGAAAGACGUCGUCGAAAAACUGCUCGAUACAGAAAAAGUGGAGGCCGGAUUGAGCUCCGUUCGAAUUGCAAGUGGAAAUUUACGAAAGGACGUUAAACUUUUAAAGGAAGAAGUACAAAACGUGCAACGGAUUCAUGAGGAAACACGGAAAGAACUCAAAGAAUUAAAAGAAAUCGUGUACAAAAUACAAACAGCAACGGGAGAUGAAGAGCGGCAGCACAUGGAAACUAGGGUGCAACGCAGAGAGACAACAAUUGAACUGCUUGACGAGCAGGAUCCAAUGCAAAGAUCGACUCGAUUGGAAGAAAUUUGCGGCAGGAUUGACCAGGAUCUGCGUGUUGUACAGGACAGCAUCAAAAUAGUCUCUGAAAACCAAAACGCGGUGGUUGGAAUGUCAUUCGAAGCCGGCAGGAAUGCAUCAGAUGAACCAAAUGAGAGCCAACAGGGGGAAACCACAUCGGCAGAUCCAAUCCAGAGAGACACAAUACGGAGGGAUUGGCAGAACCAAAGAUACAAUGAACCUAUUAUACGACCUUUGCUUGACGGAUUUCCAGGAUAUGAAAAGGAACUCAACGAAGUGGAAGGAGAAAGAGAUUCACUGAAAACCAAAUCUGGUAAAUCAGACCAAACGAACCAAAGACAACUGGAGAAGAAAAGAAAGUUAAAAACAAAUAAUAAACAAGUUAAAGAGGAAAGAAACGAUACCAUUGAACCAAACAAAACAAUGGUGGAGCAGAUUCAAAAGCUUGAAGCCGAGAAAAAGGAGCUCGAAAUGACGUUAAAUGGUCAAACCGAUCUGAAGACUGAAAAUAAAGAGCUGUCGACUCAAAUAGAAAGGCUGACAAAAAAAGCAAACAACUCUGAGUUUGAGUGCAAGCGGCUACAAGAGGAGCUCAAGACGUACAUAAAUUACCAAAGUCGCGUUUUCUUACCAGCUGGAAAGGAAUUUGCCGGCAUAUGCACUGGUGUCAUCUGCUUCCUAAAACAAAGAUUGAGAGAUGCACCCUGCGCUGAACUGAUUGCAUCCAGAUCCUCCGAUGGCCCUGGAGAUGGGGCUGACGUAUUAAACCAUAAGAUGGGCACCGUCAGUGGGACAGAAGGAAAGAAAAAUUCGUGGUGGUCUAUUGAUCUGGGCUCAAGCCAUCGGCUUGUGAUCACACACUACGCUUUAAGGCACGGCAAAAGAGAAAAAGAGUCACUGCUAACCCAGUGGCAGCUGAAGGGAUCAAAUGAUGGGAAGCACUGGGAAAACAUUGAAACUAUUCACGACAAGAAAGAACCACAGUUCAAAGACCCUACUCCAUUUUGUACAGGCAAAUGGUCUGUCAAAGGGGAAAUAGGGCCUUUUCGUUUUUUUCGAAUUUUCCAGACAGGUGUUAAUUCCUCUGGCAAAUAUGGAAUAUACCUAUCUGGAAUUGAGUUCUACGGAGUACUUCUGAACAUGUGUGAGCUAGGAGCUAUGGAGGCUUUAUCCUAUAAACCGAGUCGGGAGGUGGAAAUAACCGAUUCUCUUGGACGGAUGGGGGAUUCUGACGACAGCAAUAAAGCCACUUCUAGUGGUCUACAGUUUGAGCAGGUUCUUAUCAAUGCAAACCAGAAGGAGUUAAUAUGUGAGGAAGUAGGUAAACACUGGAAAAAACUGGGUUCAGCCUUAGGGCUCUCAUCAGCUUUUCUGAAUAACACUGAGACUGAUCACAGCGGUGAUUGCUGUGAAAGGGUACAAAAAGUGCUUGAAAAGUGGCAACAAGAAAACGGAAGUGGAGCAACAAUGGAAGUUCUUAAAAAUGCUCUGGUGAAGAUAGGGAGGAGAGAUGUUGCCGAAAAACUGCUUGAAAUAAGAAAAGUGGAGACAAGCUCACGUUACGAUAAAGCGCGAUUUCAGAGGUUACAAAGUACAGUGGAACGGUUGGGGAAGGAUCUAAAGGAAAGAAUCCAAUGCAUGGAGGAAAAAUUUUCAGAGCUGCAAAAGUACCUCUCAAUUAGAAAUAUUAAUCUGAAAAAUCAGGAGCAGGAAAUGAUUCCAGUUGGAGAAGAUGAUGAUUCUCGUCAGCCAGCCGGGCUGGCUGACCGCACUCAGAAAGGCAAUGGACAGAGAUAUAGGGAUAGGCAAACAUGCGAGGGUUCAACUACGGAUGGGUUGUCGGAGAAAUACGAAUAA